Messenger RNA from Ananas comosus (pineapple), 3223 nucleotides. Its product is annotated as transcription factor PIF3-like. Gene Ontology annotation, molecular function: protein dimerization activity; DNA-binding transcription factor activity. Gene Ontology annotation, biological process: regulation of DNA-templated transcription. NCBI's taxonomy places the organism in Eukaryota, Viridiplantae, Streptophyta, Magnoliopsida, Poales, Bromeliaceae. The coding region runs from base 872 to 2770 and encodes 632 amino acids. The record is from RefSeq and is a predicted model, not a curated record. The transcript is spliced from 9 exons.
UAAUUGGCUUUCAAUCCGUUCUAAUCCGACAAAAAAAAACUAGGAUGGGAAAUGAUAACUCUUCCGACCUCCCGAUCUGGCCCGUUUUCAUCGACAUGAGAAAUCUUUUACCGUGUAUUGGGCGUCAGACAAGCGCCUUUGUAUUUCUUGCUUUUUAGGCAUGUAACAUCUUAACACCGCAACUGAUCUGCUGUAUCUUACGCUUCGAGUGCUUGCUCGCUCUCUCUCUCUCUCUCUCUCUCUCUCUCCCCGUUUUGGUUUUGGGAUCAAACGCUCCCUCGAAAAUGGCUACUGAGCUUUAAUAAUAAUGAUGAUGAUGAUGAUGAUGAUGAUGAUGAUGAUAAUUUGGGCGGUGAGGUUUGAUAGGGUGCAUACUCUGUACGGUUCAUGUUGCUUUUCCUGAUGUUCGGCUGCGGAAGUUGUUGUCCGACGCGUUUGGGAGAAGUAGAAGCCCCCAAGUGGCCUGUUUCUCUCUGUUUUUCGACUCCUCUUGCGAUUUUUUGGUUCUUUUGGUGAUGGGUUUCGGAGAUUGUCCCUAAAGGAGGUCGCUUUAUAACGCUGUUCCCUUCAUUCAUCCGGUUCAGAAGCUUUAUGGUUCCGGAUGAAGCGUUCCUGUAAGCGGUGUUUAUGUUUGGAGCCCAUUUGCCAUACCUGGAUAUCAUUUUGUUGAUCUUAUUAGUGAUUUCUCUGUACCUAUGAGUCACUAUAUAUAAGCUGCAACUUUUUUAGUGAUAAGAAUAAGGUCCCUGUCUAUUUCCGGCUCUUUUCGGGUAAAAAUUUUUAUCUCCGUUAAGCUGUGCCACUUUCUGACUGAAUUCCAUCGGGCAGCAGCAGCUAAAGUAAAGCUCGAUCCUACUCGUCAAUACAAAAGAUGACCAACAAUAGCUCGUCCGAUCGUUCAUCCUUCAUGCCUGAUAAUGACUUUGUCGAGCUGUUGUGGGAGGACGGUCAGAUCGUGAUGCAGGGGCAGUCCAGCAGGCCCAAAAGAAGCUUUGUUCCCACUCCCUUCAACCCCUCCUACAACAACAGAUUCCAAGACAAGGAUAUCAAAAAUGAGAUCUUGCCGAAGCAGCUCAAUCAUUUCGAAUCAGGCGAUCCUACGGUCCGUCAUGACUUCUUCACUUCUGAUCCUCUCAAUGAUAAAGAUGACGACGAUGAUGAUUCUGUCCCGUGGAUCAACUACCCCAUGGUUGAUGACUCUCUGUCUAACGAUUUCUGCUCGGAGUUUCUAGCUGAAUUCUCAGGGCUUAAUCCGAACAAUGUAUCUAUCUCUCACAAUACCGACCAGAUUGUUAGAGGUUCGAGCAGCAUGGAGAACAAUCAUGCUCCUUCGAAAGCUGUUAUAGGAGGGUCAGGUGGUUUUACAAGUAGGAGCGGCCAGCUACUCGAGUCGUCUCAGCAACACCUGAACUCAGGUCAUGCUGUGAAGUCCAAAGCAACUGAUUUUGGCACCGCAAGUAGCAUUGUGACCCACUCUAGAAUGCCGCAACCGAGCGGCACUUCGCCUCUGCUGAACUUCUCCCAUUUCUCAAGGCCCGUUUCUCUCGCCAAAGCCAAUCUAGAGAGCAUGGAGAGAUUGAGAAGCAAUGAGAAGGCAUUCACUGCACCAACUAGCUCCAAUCCUCCAGAGUCUACAUUAAUCCAAUCUACAGGUGGCUUUAAAGAGUUGAGACCAUCAUCAGCAAAUACUCCAAAAGAAAUGGUCUCACUCGAGCAUACGCAGGCUCUUUGUCAGCAAGAGAUGCCCAGAAAAAAUAAUAAUCACACUGCAGUGGCGAAUAGUAAUUGCAUUAAUCAGCAGGGUUCAGGUUUUGCACCUCAAAAGGGUCCUGAAACAAUUGUUGCAUCUUCCUCUGUAUGUUCUGGCAAUAGUGCUGGGGCGGCAUCUGAUGAUCCUAAACAUGGAUUGAAGAGGAAGGAUUGCGAGGGAGAGGAUUCUGGUAAUCAUAGCGAAGAUGUUGAAGAUGAAUCUGUGGGGCUAAAAAGACCUGCUAAUGUUCGAGCCACAAAGGCUAAGAGGACUCGUGCUGCUGAAGUGCAUAAUUUGUCAGAAAGGCGGCGUAGGGACAGAAUCAAUGAGAAGAUGCGUGCAUUGCAAGAACUAAUACCAAACUGUAACAAGGUGGAUAAAGCUUCAAUGCUCGAUGAGGCGAUUGAGUAUCUCAAAACCCUUCAGCUUCAAGUUCAGAUGAUGUCAAUGGGCGGUAGUCUAUGCAUGCCUCCGAUGAUGCUACCUCCUGGGAUGCAACAGAUGCACUUGCCAUCCAUGGCUCCUCAUUAUGCCCAAAUGGGUGUUGGCAUGGGACUGAACGUUAGAUUGGGAUACGGAAUAGGUCCGCUUGACAUGAGUAGUUCUCCAAAUUGCCCUUUAAUUCCAGUCCCACCGAUACACUGUGGGACACAGUUCCCUUGCCCCACAGUUCCAGGAGCUCAAGUUCGGCCUGCAAUGGCUGGACCUGGCAAUCUCCCAAUGUUUGCAAUACCUGGACUGGGGGCAAUUCCAUCCGCGGUGCCCCGUAUUGUGCCACAAUUAGGUUCUUUUUCUGGCCUUGCUGUAAUGGCUAAUCCAGUACCUGUACCUGCAUCAGAUACAACUACUCCAUUGAACUGUAAAGAACAUCGGGAGCAUAGCAUGAACUUGGAGCGUAAAAAGAGUUCCAGUGAUUCGCAGAAAACACCUUUUGCACCAUCUGCCUUGGCUCAAAGUAAUCAGACGCUGCACAGUAGUGGAAGUGGAGGUGCUAAUUCCGGUAACCAAAAUGGAACUUGACUAACCAGGGUAACAAAGUUAUGGUUGAGGCAUCCUCCUUUUGAUGGUUUUUGUGCAGCUUGUCAAAGUUGCACACUAUUUGGGAGAAUUUUGUAUACUAGACUGCUCUCUGAACUUUGAAUGGCCAUAUGAUCUCCACGAACACGAUGGCCUGGGCUUUGACUUCUGCGCCAUUUGCGCCAAAGCUGUGCAAGCAGAGGAUUUUGGGAUGCUUGGAGGUUGUAUAAAUUUUUAGACAGUUUCAGGCUGCAUGUUAUGUAAAUGACAGAGAUCAAAUGGUUUGAGAGUGCAACCUUGGCUGGCAGUCCCCGUUUCGUAAUAAAGGAUAAAUCCUUUUCAAGUUUUGUUAUUGUAAUUUAGUAAACUGUUAUUUGACGUACUUUCUCUUCAUAUUGUUUGUUGCUCAUCACCUUCUUCAGUUAUCGAUCGGCUUUCUUCUUCUUCUUUUUCUCC